CCUUUUAGUCGGCCUCCCUGCAACAGGGGCUGUAGGAAAUUGGCAUUCCUGGAUGAGAUUUCCUGAAAGGGCAGAACUCUACUCACUCCCAGCCCAUCCCGCUGCAGCACAGACCCUUCCAAAUAAACGCAGCCCGCCAAAUGAGAGCCGUUGGAAGACUGUCCACCACCCCUGCGGGCCCCACCACCACCAAACAAGCCCUCCUCCUCUCCUCCUCCUCCUCCUUCUCCUCCUCCUCAGGCAGCAGCGGCAGAGGCAGAGGCAGAGGCUUCUCUCCACCCUUCAUCUCUCAGCCCCCUGGAAAGGUGGGCCGCACCGAUCCUGAUGCCAGCGCCGAAUCCGACCCGUUAUUCCCUCCCGGCGUUGGCCAUGGCCGCGGCAAGCCCAUCCCUCCCACCCCAGUUAUCAAUUCCUUCUCUUCGUGGAUCUCUCCCACCAAUCCUUCCGCCGGCCGCGGUGGAUCCCUACCGUCCGUUUCCUUUCCGCACCCGCAGCAGCCCGCCACAGAUCCCCCUUCCAAGAAACCAAUUUUCUUUCGCCGCGACGACGAUGAUUCCGAACCUGCCCUGAAUUUCGGCACCAUAAAAGAAGGUAUUCUCCCACGGAACCUCCAGUCGGGCCUACCCGGAGCGGGCCGUGGAAUGCCUGCGAAGCCUUCAGAUUCAGACACUCGUGUUCGCGAAGAGAAUCGUCACCUUCGCCAACGGCCACAGGCCACAGGCCCCACGAGGGGCGGGCUGCAGCCAGGUUCUCCCAGCCCGCCCCGGCCGAGUCGUCGGGAGGUGGGUGAUAGGGCAGUCAUGAGGCCUGAAGAUGGUGGGAGGGGAAGAGGAGGGCGUUGGCGAGGUAGAGGCGGGAGAGGAAUGCGUGAUUUUAGAGGGAGAGGUGGUAGAGGUGGGGCCCGGCGGUUCGUAGUUGCGGAAAUUGAUGAUGCUGGUACUGGGCUUUACCUUGGCGACAAUGCUGAUGGGGAUAAGCUGGUGCAGAGGUUAGGAGAUGAGAAUAUGAAUAAGCUGAUUGAAGGGUUCGAAGAGAUGAGCAGCAGUGUGUUGCCAUCGCCAAUGGAUGAGAAGUAUUUGGAUGCCGUCGAUACGAAUUUCCUUAUAGAGUUCGAACCGGAGUAUUUGAUGGAGGAGUUUGGUACAAAUCCAGAUAUCGACGAGAAACCGCCAAUUCCUCUUAGGGAUGCUUUAGAAAAGAUGAAGCCAUUCCUGAUGGCAUAUGAGGGGAUACAGAGUCAAGAGGAGUGGGAGGAAAUUAUGAAAGAUACGAUGGAAAAGGUACCAUAUUUGAAACAGAUUAUUGAUAUGUAUGCCGGGCCUGAUAGAGUAACUGCAAAGGAACAACAAGAGGAGUUAGAAAGAAUAGCAAAAACUCUACCUGAUAACAUACCUUCCUCUGUGAAGAGAUUCACUGAUCGUGCUCUUCUUUCUCUACAGAGCAAUCCAGGGUGGGGUUUCGACAAGAAAUAUCAGUUCAUGGAUAAGCUGGUGCGGGAUGUUUCUCAGCAAUACAAAUAGCACACAAGGUCUUCGUCGGUGUAAUAUUCAGAGAAAAUCUUCACCGUCCUCACGACAUGCAGGGCAGUAUGGAGGGCUCUGAAGAAGCUGACAUCGAGAAUAAGGGCCAAACAUAAUAAUCUCAUCUGUAGUAUUUUCUUUAAUUUUUUAAUUUGAAUAUGCUUUUUAUAUCAUUUUGCGAGGAAAUCAGCAUUUUCUUUCACCAUGGUAAUUUCUAGAGGUGCAGUGGUUUUCACUGGAGCUGUGGGGAGAUUUUUUGUUGGGUUUCUGUUGAUGAAAAUGCUUGGGGAGAAUCAGUUUUUGUGUC
Magnolia sinica is the source of this 1827-nucleotide messenger RNA. RefSeq lists its product as uncharacterized. Bases 141 to 1520 code for a protein of 459 amino acids. The record is from RefSeq and is a predicted model, not a curated record. The transcript is spliced from 4 exons. NCBI's taxonomy places the organism in Eukaryota, Viridiplantae, Streptophyta, Magnoliopsida, Magnoliales, Magnoliaceae.